Molecule: messenger RNA, 3446 nt
Organism: Fundulus heteroclitus (mummichog)
Lineage: Eukaryota; Metazoa; Chordata; Actinopteri; Cyprinodontiformes; Fundulidae
Gene: ythdf3
Product: YTH N(6)-methyladenosine RNA binding protein 3
Exons: 5
Coding region: 650-2461 (603 amino acids)
Biological process (GO): mRNA destabilization
Cellular component (GO): cytoplasm
Molecular function (GO): N6-methyladenosine-containing RNA reader activity; mRNA binding
Source: RefSeq, a predicted model, not a curated record
UGCUUGUUGCAGGCGUCUAUCCAGGGGGUCUGGAGACCGACGCUUUGAAGUGAAAGCCCCUCUCCAGGAAGGCAAGCUGAUCAGUUAGCAUGGCGGCUAGGAGGCUGGGUUACUGAAACGGCGCCGUGAGGGGAAGAUAAUAAGCAGAAGCAGACAAAGUUGCUGCGUGUUUGUGACCGUCAUGUGGAGCGGUGGUUUGUAACAUGACUCAGAGCGUCACAGGCGGAAGGUCACGGAGCAGCAGGACGGAGCGGAAGCGGGAGUAAAAAAAAAAAAAAGCCUGUCCGCCAUUGUGGAAUAUAGUGAGGGAUAUUCCUCUCACUUUCAGACUGACUGACUGACUAAACCCCCGAGUCAGAGUGACGCCUCCUCCUCGGCGGACACAGAGUCGCCCGAAGCACCUGGAAGAGGCCGGCCGUCGUCAGCUCUUAGCCCCGGCAGAGAGAAAGAGAGAGAUAGAUAGCGAGGGGGGGGCGAGAAGGUGAAGAAGAAGAAGAAAAAAAACACCGCCCGGUAACGUUCACGGACGAACCAGGAAAGCAGCACCGAAGUGCAGGAAACGGAGAGACGAGCAAGAAGAAGAAGAAGGAGGGAGGGAGCGAGAGAGAAGCCGCGGACAGUCUGACGAGCAGCUUUCGGUUCCUGGAGGAUGUCUGCGACCACAGUCGAUCAGAGAACCAAAGGACAAGGCCACAAAGUGCAAAACGGAUCCAUGCAUCAGAAGGAUGGUGUAAACGAGGAUGAUUUUGAGCCUUACCUAAGCGGCCAGACAAAUCAGGGUAACAGCUAUCCACCAAUGUCUGAUCCUUACAUGCCCAGCUACUAUGCUCCAUCCAUUGGUUUUCCUUAUUCUCUGGGAGAGGCUGCAUGGUCCACAGCUGGAGAUCCACCCAUGCCCUACCUUACUACCUACGGACAGAUGAGUAACGGGGAGCCGCACUUUAUCCCCGACGGUGUUUUCAGCCAGCCAGGUGCCCUAGGAAACACCCCUCCCUUCCUCGGGCAGCAUGGCUUCAACUUCUUUCCCGGUAGUGCAGACUUUUCCACCUGGGGUACCAGCGUCUCUCAGGGUCAGUCAACUCAGAGUUCAGUCUAUAGCACCAGCUAUGGCUACGCCCCCAGCUCACUGGGUCGGGCGAUCACAGACGGACAGGCGGGCUUCGGGAGUGACUCCCAGCUCAGUAAGGUCCCAGUGCUGAACAGCAUAGAGCAGGGUAUGACGGGGCUGAAACUGGGCACCGACAUGGUGGCGGCCGUCACCAAAACCGUCGGCUCACCUCUGGGGGGCACAGUGGGCAUGAACAGCACGGCGACCAAUAAUCUCCCUCCCUCCGUCAACUCGUCUGCCCCCAAACCCGCCACCUGGGCGGCGAUCGCCAAGAAGCCGGCCAAACCCCAGCCCAAGGUCAAACCCAAAGCCAACAUGGGGAUGGCGGGAGGCGCCGCCAUCCCCCCACCCCCGAUUAAGCACAACAUGAACAUUGGUACCUGGGACGAUAAGGGCUCUUUAAACAAACCCCCGUUAGCUCAGACUAUGAUGCCCCAUCAGCCUCUGGUGCAGCAGCCGCUCCUAGCUCAGCCCCAGCCCUUACUGCAGAACCCCCUGCCCCAUCAACCUCCUCACCAACCCCAGCAUCAGCACCAGCCCUUCCAGCUCCAGUCUAUCCAGUCACCCCAGCACCCGCAGCCUCUGCCCCACGGCCCUCCCCACCUGCACCUCCCCUCCCAACCCGGACUCCCACAGCACCUUCACCAACAGCAACCUCAGCAGCUCGGCCCGCCCCCCAACCGCUGGGUCGCCCCCAGGAACCGCGGCGAGGGCUUCGGGCUGGGCGGCGGGGUCCCGCUUAGUGCCUCCCCUUGCUCCGGAGAGGUGCACCCCGUGCUGGAGAAGCUGCGCACCCUCAACAACUACAACCCCAAAGACUUUGACUGGAGCUUGAAAAACGGACGCGUGUUCAUCAUCAAGAGCUACUCGGAGGACGACAUCCACCGGUCGAUCAAGUACUCCAUCUGGUGCAGCACAGAACACGGGAACAAGCGUCUGGACGCCGCCUACCGCUCGCUGUGCAACAAGGGGCCCCUGUACCUGUUGUUCAGCGUCAACGGCAGCGGGCACUUCUGCGGCGUGGCCGAGAUGCGCUCGCCGGUGGACUACAACGCCUACGCGGGCGUCUGGUCUCAGGACAAGUGGAAGGGCAAGUUUGAGGUGAAGUGGAUCUUCAUCAAGGAUGUGCCCAACAACCAGCUGCGUCACAUCCGGCUGGAGAACAAUGACAACAAGCCGGUGACCAACUCCAGGGACACUCAGGAGGUGCCUCUGGAGAAGGCCAAGCAAGUGCUCAAAGUGAUCGCCACUUACAAGCAUACCACCUCAAUCUUUGAUGACUUUGCACAUUACGAGAAACGUCAGGAAGAGGAGGAGGCGUUGAGGAAGGAGCGCAGCAGGAACAAACAGUAACCUUCAAGCAAAGCCCUCCGCCGGCGCUGCAACACUAACGAUGAAGGACCUUAAAUCAAAUUAGCCUAACCCCCAACGGUGGAGGGGCUGCCGCGGCCUGUCCUCCCAAGACCACAAUGUAUCUGAACACUUGAACGCGACAUUAGGUGGGCUCAUCCUGUAUCCGUUAAUUGGUGCAUCAGAACCCGGUUCUCCUGUCUCACCAGGGGGGAGAAAAAAAAAAAAAGAAGAGCGUAAUCUGUUCGAAACUCUGUCUUUUAAGCACUUUCAGUCCUUUUAAGCAGCCUCUGCCAAUACCCUUAACUAUCUAACUCUGUUCUUUUUGAUUAUUUUUGUUUGUGAGCUUCUAACAGAUUAACCAGAGAAGUCAUUGAUUUUACUUUGUAUUGUUUAUUUCUCGUUAUUCCCUGGAAUGUUUGGGAUGUCGGUGAGUUUGAUCUGCACCUGAGGAGAAUUAGAGAUCGCUCAAUCGGGACCGAUCUCCAUCCGAUCCUGCCAGACGGCGAGCGCCGAAGAUCGACGGGUUUGGGGGGUGGAGCGAUCGGCCACAAUCGCACCAAUCGUAGGGUCGGCCCUACCUCGCCCCCUUUUCUUUCUGCAUCUUUUUCUGUGUACGAAAAGCUUCUGAUUAUGCAGCUGGCUGGUGAACCGUCAGCAUACGCACCUUUUUUUUUUUUUUUUUUUUAAUUGUUUUUUUUUUUUUCUUGUGAUUCUGUCAUUCUGAAGUGCAUUUGUCUGAGGAGAAAACCCGCUGCUUUGCCACAGUUGAAACUGGUGACUUGUCUUUGCUCUGAUGUCCACGUUCUCCAACUGGAGCCCAGGCUAAAGAACUCUGUGGGAGAACCUCCACCGUCAGCUAAUCGACCGGGUGGAGACUCACCCCCCCCCCCCUCCAACAAAAGAACCAUCAACUGCAAAGAUGUGAUAGUUUUCUCCUCUUGGUAACUCACUAGCUAAAUAAAAAAAGACUUAUGUUUAGCGCUAA